Spizellomyces punctatus DAOM BR117 is the source of this 2356-nucleotide messenger RNA. RefSeq lists its product as uncharacterized. Gene Ontology annotation, molecular function: serine-type endopeptidase activity. Bases 6 to 2261 code for a protein of 751 amino acids. Gene Ontology annotation, biological process: proteolysis. The record is from RefSeq and is a predicted model, not a curated record. Lineage: Eukaryota; Fungi; Chytridiomycota; Chytridiomycetes; Spizellomycetales; Spizellomycetaceae. The transcript is spliced from 3 exons.
GGGAAAUGGGAACACUUGCACACAUGCUCUUCAAAUCGACUCGCUCUUUUUAUCCCUUUAUUACACUCGUUUUUAUUCUCUUGUCCUUGACUUGGUCAUUCUACUCUCUCUCUUCUUCUAGUCCAUCUCACUACUCUAUUAUUCCCACUCCCAAACGCAUACCUUUUGACUUUUAUUUGCAUGGCACACGCAUACAGGACAAUUAUGCAUGGCUACGCAACACACAGGACCCAGACGUUUAUUCUUACAUUGAGCAAGAAAACUCGUACACGGACGCAUCUCUAAGAGGGCAGAGAGGGCUACAAGGCGAGAUUCAGAAGGAACUCGAGGGGGCCAAUCUCUAUGCAAAGUCAGAAUGUGACAUGUUGGCAGUAUCACAGUAUUGGCAAGAGGGAGGCUAUCUCUACUACACUCGCUCCACUGCCCCUUAUCCCGCCACAUUUCGGAGAUUGCGCUUUAAUGAGACAGCAUGUUUUUGCACAUUGGAUUUGGGUCCCGAGGAAACGGUCCUGGACUACAACACCAUCCUCCCUCCAAACACAACCUACUUUUCUCCGGGCAUCUUUGAAGUCAACCCCCGCGAUCCCUCCCUCAUUGCCUUUUCCUAUGACACAACAGGCUCCGAAACCUACGCCCUCUACAUUCGUGACACAAAAACAGGCAAGAUGUGGGGCGGAUGGCCUUCAUAUGAUUCUGCGCGAUGGGCCGUGGACCGCGGCGCGCAUUACUUGUAUUAUAAUGCCGUGGAUCCUCAGUGGGGGAUUCCGCGGUGGGUGUUGAGAGCGUGUGCUCGUGCGUGCCCAAAGCAAGACAAGAGGGAUGAACGGGGUGAACCAGAGUGGGUGUAUGUUGAAGAGGAUCCGAGUCUGACGACGGCUGUGGAUGCCACCAGUGAUGGUCUUUUUGUGUUUGUCAAGGUCACUGGUCAGGUCACGUCUGAAAUCCGUCUCAUCAACUCUACAAUCGCCACCCCCCUCUUCCACCGCUCUCUCGCCAUCCACUACACCAUCGACCACGCUCAUGCCCAUUUCUACAUUCUCACCAACGCCCUUGCACCCAACUAUGCCAUCCACCGCCUCCCCACAGCUCAAGCCCUCGCCUCCAACAUGUCCAUCUCGGCCCUCUUCUCCGACAAACCCCCCGAACCCGUCCUCCCUGCCUCGGAUGCCCAAUACAUUGAACGUAUGGAUCUCCUCUCCUUGCAUCUGGUCGCGUGGGUGCGUGUCCGCGGGUUGCGUCAAGUCGUCACCAUCGAUCUAGUAUCCCAAUCCAUGACGCGUCCGGUCCCUCCUACACUGGAAACCUACUCUUUGUUCCCUGGGACUAACACAGACAUGGACCAGCGGCUCUAUACAGAAUUCAACAGUUCCUGUCUCCUCUUUUCCAAUUCCUCGUUUACGGUUCCGCAUGCGUCAUAUGUUCAUCACCUUGGUACCGCAGACACAAGACGCAUGACGCACAAGACGGUUUCCGUACCCUUUUCGGAACGCCGCGUCUGGGUGCCGUCCACCCGUACACCAAAUACGUUUAUCCCCAUCUCCCUCCUCACCCCACCCACAAGCAACCCAACACCCAUCCUCGUGAGUGCCUAUGGCGCCUACGGAGGAUUCCAGGACCCGACAUGGUCUCCCCACCUCUUUUCACUCCUCCGUCGCAACAUAUCCUAUGCGAUUUGCCAUCCCCGUGGAGACGCCGACCUGGGUGCAGAAUGGUACACCUCUGCCAAAUACACUACGAAAAACCUCACAUUCUCUGACGUCCGUGAUUGCAUUUCCGGUCUUAUUUCCCUGGGAGUCGCCUUACCAGGCCAUAUCGGACUCUAUGGUCGAAGUGCAGGUGGCCUCAUCACAGGCUCCGCCGUGUCUUCAUCAGGUUUCAACGGUCUCGUCCAACUCGUCGUCACUCAAGUCCCCUUUGUGGACCCCGUUGGCGAUAUGAUUGAUCCCACCAUGCCAUGGGUCCCAUACGAGUACUACGAAUGGGGCAAUCCAAACAAUAUCAACAUCUUUCAUGCCAUGAUGGACUACUCGCCUUAUUACAAUGUCCCCAAGUCGAAGAUCAAAGUAUUUGUCACGACGGGAUUAAAAGACGCGCGUGUAGGCUUUUAUGAGCCGUUAAAGUGGGUUGCCAAGAUGCGGGAGGUUGGAAUAAAUGUUUUGGUGCGUGUUACUGGGCAAGGACAUUUUGGGGGGGUUGGAAGUGCGGGUCUGAGGGAGAUGUGUGAGUGGCUUGCGUUUGUUGUUUGUGGGAUUGGGGUGUGAUAGCUUGUUUGGAGCAAGCAUUGGAUUUUUUUUAGUUGUUUAUAUUUUAAUAUUUUUUUUGGAUAUUUUGGAAUGUAUAUUGUCGAUGUGUGGGA